AUGAACUAUUCUAAUAAUUAGAGCCAAAGAGUGUAAAAUUAAACACUANAAUAAAAAUAAAAUUUGUAAAAAUAACCAUAUUAGAAAUCAUCUCAAAUUGAUAACAAAUAAUUUGAAUCCAAGUAAUAAAUUAAAUCAAAAGCUGAUUAACUAUAAAAGAUUGAAAAGAAUGCCAAAGAUUUUGAUCUUAUGUUUAAAGAAUUGGAAAGUUUGGUAUAAAUUAUUAAUAAAUAAAGAUUAAUAAUGUUCAUAAUGCAAUAGAAAAAUUUCCAAAUUAAGGAGGCAAAGAAAAUUAUUUUGAUUAAAAUUUAAUUUAAACAAUCUUAAUUGAAGAUAGAGAAGAUGAUGAAGCUGAACCAAUAGAUUAAGACUAUAAGAAAAAAAAAUAUAUGGUUAAAUAAAUAUCAAAGUAAGAGGAGUAAUGUUUAGAUAUUUUAAAUAAAUAAGAUUAGAACUUUUUUAGUCUAGGGAUUAAACUUGAAAAUGCUCUUGGAUAAGAAAAAAUGAAUAAAGCAAAAAAUAUUAUAAAAUAGACUGUAAUCUUACUAUUUAUAAAUAUAGUUAGAAAAAAUGAAUUUAGAAAAAAUGGAAUUAUAAUACGGACCUAAUUAUGAACAAUUACUACCUUUUUUAACAUUAGAAGAAAGAAAAAAAUAUACACAACUUUUAUUUACUUAUAUUUUAUGUGAAUGA
Molecule: messenger RNA, 693 nt
Organism: Paramecium pentaurelia
Lineage: Eukaryota; Ciliophora; Oligohymenophorea; Peniculida; Parameciidae
Source: the annotation of a GenBank genome assembly